Molecule: messenger RNA, 574 nt
Organism: Paramecium primaurelia
Lineage: Eukaryota; Ciliophora; Oligohymenophorea; Peniculida; Parameciidae
Source: the annotation of a GenBank genome assembly
AUGGAUAUGGUAAAUAAUGAUUUGUUAAUAUUAGGAAUAUACUUAGGCUUUAAUAAUAAUUAUGAAGAAGCUAUUAAAUACUUUGAUAAAGCUUUGGCCAUAAAUCCAUAGCAUGUUGAUUCAUUGUGGGGAAAAGGUAAAUUGAAUAAAAUUAGAUUUAAGGUGAAUGUCUAAAAAUGAUGAAUUAAUUUGAAUAAGCACUAGAAUGGUACGAAUAAGCUUUGGCCAUAAAUCCAUAGCAUGUUUUAUUAUUGUAUGGAAAAGGUAAAUUGAAUUAAAUUAGAUUUAAGGUGAAUGUCUAAAAAUGAUGAAUUAAUUUGAAUAAGCACUAGAAUGGUACGAAUAAGCUUUGGCCAUAAAUCCAUAGCAUGUUUUAUUAUUGUAUGGAAAAGGUAAUAUUAAUUAAUUAUUUUUUUAGCCUUCAUCUUAUUAGAAUAUAAAUAAUUUGAAAACGCUUAUUCGUUGUUUAAUUAAGCAAAUGAGAUUUAACCAAAUUAAUAUUUAAAUGAUGCAUUUUUAGGUAUUUGACUUGAAUAAAUUAGCAUAAUAUUCCAAUAAGCAAGAACAAUAAUGA